CGCUCCGCCCGGCACGGCCCGCACGCGCCACCGGAAGCGCCCGGCAGGUCCCCGCAGCGCCGCCAUCGCCGCCGCCGCCGCCGGCGCCUGGGGCCUCCGCAGGGUCGGGCUGCCCGCCGCGCUGCCUGCGCCGACGACCGACGGAGACGCGAGAGGAGUCCUUCAGGCUGCAAGGCCGGGUAGAGCCCUGCCCAUUGCCCCAUCACGGAUGCUGGAGGCCCCGCCCCUGCUGCUGGCAGCUGGCGCCCUUGUCCUGGUGCUGCUGGCGUUGCUGUGGCUGCUGCAGGCCUUGCGACUCUGGGGCCUGUUCAUCAUUGGCUGGAACGAGCUUGUCCUGCACCCCAUCCGCAACCUCCUCAUGGGCAACAGCAAGGAGCAGCGCAUUCUGCACCACGUGCUGCAGCACGCGGUGGCCGGGGACCCGCAGAGCGUGCUGGACACCAUCGACGCCUACUGCUCGCAGAAGGAGUGGGCUAUGAACGUGGGCGACAAGAAAGGCCAGAUCGUGGACGCCGUGUUGAGGGAGCAGCGUCCCUUGGUGCUGCUGGAGCUGGGUGCCUACUGUGGCUACUCGGCUGUGCGAAUGGCCCGCCUGCUUCUGCCCGGCGCCCGGCUGCUCACCAUCGAGCUUAACCCUGACUACGCCGCCAUCACCCAGCAGAUGGUGGACUUCGCAGGCCUGCAGGACAGGGUGACCGUUGUCGUCGGGGCAUCCGAGGACAUCAUCCCCCAGCUGAAGAAGAAAUAUGACGUGGACAUUGUGGACAUGGUCUUCCUCGAUCACUGGAAGGACCGGUACCUGCCAGACACACUCCUCCUGGAGUCACGAGGAGCAGUCGUCACCAUGAAGGAUUUUAGUGUUUUUCUAGAUACAAGGAGAUACAAGAAUUGGGCUUAUAAAAUCUUCUCCUGAAAAUACCUAUCUGAAGACCUGUUCUGCCAGUUUUUCCCGGAGUGCCUCAUUUCAGCUCUCCACCUGAACUCCUUUCAGGGAGUGUUGACAGUCAGCAGCUGCAGCAGCAAAUGAUUUAAUCCUUGUAGAGGUAGAUGGUAAGCGCCAAUGGAAAAUGCCGAUUCAUAGCCUGGCCGGGAUGGGCCCUGCCAAGGGCAGCCCUGGGGGCCCGGGAGGCCUGGGCCAGCCUGCCUGCGGUUAGGACGUGGAGGGGAGUGCAGGGCCCUGGGCGGGGUGGAGACUGGAGGAACGGGGAUCCCUGCAGGGCAGCCUGUGCCAGGGUGGCUGGGAGGGGUGAACACCCGGGGCUUCAAGGGCUUGAGCCCGGGAGGCAAGAGGGAGGCAGCCUGGUGACCACGCGGCUCUCCUGACUGGGUGGCAGGUGCUGACCAGGGAAAGACGCGUCUCCUGCCCACCUUCCUCCCCAGGCUCCCUGUUGUUCGCCCCCUGUGCCCCCACCCCCCUGUGCCCACCCCCAGGCUGUCCAGCCUCAGUGCCAGCUGCUCCUCCGGCACCACGUGGUAGCCGGGCAGUUGCCUCGCCCCCAGGUGUGUGGAACUCAAUAUUGAUGACCACCACCUUGUCCCUCCCGAGCGGUCAAGGGGACACAGCGGCUGGGGACGCUCUGCCCCACCACGGCCUCCAGCCCGGCAGUCAUAUGGGGCUGACCCUUGUUGUCAGUCCCCUGCUCGCCCACCUCAGCUCCCCCACAGGCCUGGCAUCGCCCAGCACAGGGGGACCGUGGGCGUGGGGGGCACGGCUGCUUGAGCCAUAGCUGGGGCCGGGCAGGACCUUGCACCAGUGGUGUUGGCAUGGGUGUGGUGGGCCUGGUGCCUGGACGUGGCGAGAAGGAACCAGCCCUGGCUGGGGUGGUGUGAGGGUGCAGGAUGGUCUGGGACUGGGCAGGGUGGGGGCAGUGGGCCAGGGCUGUGUGUGGAGGGCUUGACCACACAGGCAGGGCACGGAGGAGGGCUUCAGGCAGGUGAGGGCAGGCUAGACCUGUCUUCCGGAGAGCUCCUGUUGGCUGCGUGGAGUGGGGAGGGGUGGCGGUGCAGGGGACACAGACCAGGAGCUGCACGGGGACCUGUGCCGGCCGAGACAGGUGGCAGUGGGGGGCUGGCACGGAGGCCCUCGGGCCAGAGCGGGGGCGGCCACGGGGAGCACAUCUGGGCAACUGAGCAGCUGGGCCUGCGUCACUGGGAUGGGAGGUUUCAGCAGCUUUGGGGUGUGUGAUAAUUACGGGGCGUGCAUUGAUAGGAAAGCAGCAAAUAUUGCCCUUAGUAACUAGGAAACUAAUAGUUUUCUCGGUGCCACUUGUUCAAAGCUGGUAAUUAUCUCAAAAGAAGAAAAGUUGUGAAUUGGGAACGUGCGCUCUGAAGCCCUGCAGCCGGGCUCUGCUUGGGCCUGGCUGCUCCCCCUGGGUUGGGGUGAGGGGCUGGCAGGGAAGGUGGCCGUUCAGACCAGGAGCUGCUUUGAGGCGGCCUCGGUCCCCCAUUGCUGCUUGGGUGUCCUCCCAGCAGGGCAGCUGGCUUCCCCCAGAGACAGACAGAAGCCACACGGUGGCUGGAGUCUCAGCCCAGCCCACACCCUGGGCGGAAGGAGGGAGGGUCAGGGAACAGUGGUCCCGGCUCUGGUCCUCUGAAUGCCGUUCCCUCCCUGAGGCCAGCACACAGCCUUACUCGGACGUGGGCUUCUGGCCAGAACUCUCCAGGGCUCUGUCCCCGGGCGGGCGGCCCGGCUUUUGCAUCCCUCCUCCAUGAUUAACUUGUGGGUUUAGCACCUGACUUGUUGAGCCCACCUUGUCCACCUGCGUCCUUCAGCACGAGCUCCAGCUCGCUUUGGGCGUUUCCUGCCCAGACCUGAGAUGCCCUCCUGGGGCUGGGCAGGGCUGGGGGGCGCCUGCUCCCAGGCUGCCCUUUCUCAUCAGGAUUGCUGGGAAGUUCCUUUUCUUUUUCUAAGAGAAAUGCUCCAUGAUUCAAGAGGUACUUUGUUCAAAUUCUGGCUCAUGGUUUGUCCCAGCCUCACUGAUCUCACAGCUGUGUUUUCCACUCUGGCCUGAGGGCCCUUGGCCUCCCAGUCAGCCCAUGGGCUGGAAGGGAGGCAGCCACCACCAGGGAGACUGGAGGGCUGCACAGUGGACCCCGCAUUCCUAAGUCACCAGGGGGUGCCCGUCUGUCCCUGUGGUCCCGCUGGCAACUUAAGACAUGCCUGGGGCCCUUGCUUGAUUUUGCUUUCUGUGUUUGGGAUUGCUUUCUUUUUUUUUCUUUAUUUAAUGAUCAUGUAAAGAAAACUCUGAGCUUCCAACAGAACAACUGGGCUGUCCCUUCACCCCCUCCCCCAGGCAAACAUUUCCUCUCGAGGUAUUUCCUCUUUCGAUUUUUGAUGUAAUCUAAGCAUCUCCUCCCCCAGCUUAGAGAGACUGCAGAGGGACACGGGAGGUCCAGCUGCUCCUCCCUCUGCAGAGUCCAGGCCCGGAACACUGGCCAGCUGCCCAGGGCCCAGGCGCUGGUGGAAAUGGGGUGCCUCAGAGUGGACCCGAGGGCCAGGCUUGUGGGUGGGUGGGGAGGUGUGCCCCAUCUCUGCCCUGCAACAGUCACCCUGGUCAGGCCGGAUUGAACCUCCAGUGACCGCUGACAGCAGCCCACACACUGGGCACCAGGCAUCUCUCUGACCUGGAGGAGCCCCGUGUUCCUGGCACCCGGUGACCAAGGGACCCACUGGCCUUAGUCACCACUGUGGCUUUCCCAAUCCUGGCCCCGUCACCUCCUCCACUCACACCUCCAGCUAGCACUUAGUAAGCACCUGCUGUACUGAGGAGGCAGGAGGAGCAAGGAGACCCCUGCCCAGCACAGCCCUUUCUGGCCGCUGCCAGUGAGGAGCUGGCGCAGGGCUGACCCCAGGUUAGGCCACCCUCACCUCCUCCAACCAUCCG
Physeter macrocephalus (sperm whale) is the source of this 3884-nucleotide messenger RNA. RefSeq names its product catechol-O-methyltransferase (gene COMT). Gene Ontology annotation, cellular component: dendrite; axon; membrane. The coding region runs from base 209 to 913 and encodes 234 amino acids. Lineage: Eukaryota; Metazoa; Chordata; Mammalia; Artiodactyla; Physeteridae. Gene Ontology annotation, molecular function: catechol O-methyltransferase activity; magnesium ion binding. Gene Ontology annotation, biological process: developmental process; dopamine metabolic process; catecholamine catabolic process. The record is from RefSeq and is a predicted model, not a curated record. The transcript is spliced from 5 exons.